Molecule: messenger RNA, 2838 nt
Organism: Cryptomeria japonica (Japanese cedar)
Lineage: Eukaryota; Viridiplantae; Streptophyta; Pinopsida; Cupressales; Cupressaceae
Product: oligopeptide transporter 4
Exons: 6
Coding region: 361-2571 (736 amino acids)
Biological process (GO): transmembrane transport
Molecular function (GO): oligopeptide transmembrane transporter activity
Source: RefSeq, a predicted model, not a curated record
UCAUUCAUUCAGUAAAGGUGGGGGUAAAAUCCCAAAUAUCUUGCCAACUAUACUGAACCAAGUCUCCAUUUCAAUUCGUGUGGACAUUGGGUACAAAUUUCUAUUUUCAGCAGAUCUGAAACGGGUUAUUAGAAUUCGAUUUGAGUUAUUUGAUUAUUUUAAUGUUUGUCCUUUGACCCUGAAAUUAUCUUUCCAACUAUACCGAAACGAGUCUCCCAAUUCAACUCGUGUGCAAAUCAUCCGUCGGACGUGAUCUGUGCUCAAACUUUAUUUAUAGCUAGAGUGAGCCGAUCACAUUAAUAAAUGAGCGAGAAUCAGUAAGCUUUCACAUCUGCAGAGUGAAAGAACAGAAAAAGAAAGAUGAUGGAAUUUGAAAGAAAAGGGGAGAUGGAGAAUGGCAAAAAAGAAGAGGAGGAGAAUUCUCCAGUGGAACAAGUGGCCUCCACUGUGAGCACAGACGACGAUCCUUCAAUUCCAGUAUGGACUUUUCGAAUGUGGUUUUUGGGGCUGCUCUCCUGCAUAACACUGUCCUUUCUGAAUCAGUUCUUUGGGUACAGGACAGAGCCUCUGGUUAUUACACAGAUAUCAGUGCAGGUAGCAGCUCUUCCCAUUGGACGCUUCAUGGCUUCGGUUCUGCCCACUACAAAAUACAGAGUGCCUCUUUUGGGUCACUUCUCGUUGAAUCCUGGCCCUUUCAAUAUGAAAGAGCAUGUUCUCAUUACAAUCUUUGCAAACGCAGGCUAUGCCUUUGGCAAUGGAUCUGCCUAUGCUGUGGGCAUUGUUAAUAUCAUCAAGGCCUUUUACCACAGAGACAUCUCGGUUGUGGCUAGUUGGCUCAUCAUCAUCACUACCCAGGUUUUGGGAUAUGGAUGGGCUGGGCUUCUGAGGAAGUAUGUUGUAGAGCCUGCACAUAUGUGGUGGCCUUCCACCCUGGUCCAGGUCUCUCUCUUCAGGGCAUUGCACGAGAAGCACGAUGGGAAGGGCAUGUCUCGUGGGAAAUUCUUCUUUAUUGCAAUGACCUGCAGCUUUUGUUACUACGUAUUUCCUGGGUAUCUUUUUUCCACCCUGUCGAGCAUAUCAUGGGUGUGUUGGAUUUGGCCUCGUUCAGUGACAGCACAGCAGAUUGGAUCUGGAAUGAGAGGGCUGGGAUUUGGUGCUUUUGCUUUGGAUUGGAGCGCAAUAGCAGCAUUUCUCUUCAGUCCUUUGGUUUCUCCAUUCUUUGCUAUUGUAAAUGUAUUUGUCGGCUAUUUCCUGGUGGUAUACUUUGCUAUGCCUCUGGCUUAUUGGGGGACUAAUACAUACAACGCCAAGAACUUUCCUAUUUUUAGCUCACACUUAUUUAAUGCUAAAGGCCAGAACUACAAUAUUACAGCUAUCGUGAACAACCGAUUUCAGCUGGAUCAUGCAGCCUACGAGGAAAAUGGUCAGAUACAUUUGAGCGUGUUUUUUGCUUUGAGCUAUGGAUUUGGUUUUGCAGCCAUAGCUUCCACAAUUACCCAUGCUUCUCUUUUCUACGGAAGGGAAAUAUGGCAACGGGCCACAGCAUCUAGAAGCAGUCCACCAGAUAUCCAUACUAAAUUGAUGCGCAAGUAUGAAGACAUCCCACAAUGGUGGUUUUAUUCACUCUUGAUUGCUACUUUGGCUGUUUCCUUUGCACUGUGCCAGUUUUACAAGGAACAGGUGCAGCUUCCAUGGUGGGGUUUAAUCUUGGCUUGCGCUUUAGCAUCCCUUUUCACUUUACCCAUCAGUGUUAUAACGGCCACAACUAAUCAGACACCAGGGCUGAACAUAAUUACGGAAUACAUAAUGGGAUACAUUCUUCCUGGAAAACCCAUUGCCAACGUUUGCUUUAAGGUUUAUGGGUACAUGAGUAUGAGUCAGGCGGUUUCAUUCUUGUCGGACUUCAAGUUGGGGCAUUAUAUGAAAAUCCCACCUCGCUCCAUGUUUCUUGUGCAGUUUAUUGGCACAAUAGUGGCUGGAACGGUGAACCUGGGAGUUGCAUGGUGGUUGCUGGAGUCCAUAGAGAACAUAUGCCAAGAGUCUCUUCUCCCUCCAGACAGCCCCUGGACAUGCCCAGGUGACCGUGUAUUUUUUGAUGCUUCGGUCAUAUGGGGUCUAGUAGGUCCCAAAAGAAUAUUUGGCACACUUGGAGUUUAUCCCCAACUGAACUGGUUCUUCUUAGGGGGAUUACUUGCUCCCGUAAUUGUUUGGGUGCUGCAUAAAGCCUUCCCAACUGUGACAUGGAUUCCUCUCAUCAAUAUGCCAGUGUUGUUGGGAUCGACGGCUAAUAUGCCUCCAGCGACUAGUGUAAAUUAUGCAUCAUGGAUCACCGUGGGAACCAUCUUCAAUUUCUUUGUCUUCCGCUACAGAAAGGCAUGGUGGCAGCGCUACAACUAUGUGCUGUCAGGGGCCCUGGAUGCAGGGGUGGCAUUCAUGGCAGUAUUGUUGUAUUUUACAGUGGGACUUGAGAACAAAAGCGUCCUCUGGUGGGGCACCAAUGGUGAGCACUGCCCUUUGGCCACCUGCCCUACAGCUAAGGGCAUCACUGUUGAUGGCUGCCCUGCAUUCUGAUUCCCAAGAAUACAUGUUCUUCGCUAAUAUAGUGAGCCCAAUAUUGGAUUAAAAAAGAGGUCGAAUUGCAUUCAUGCUGUAUGACUGGCUUGACUAAAAAGAUGCAAGCCUUGAAAAUGGUUCGUUAAAUCCUCUUUGUAAUGGAAUGGACACACUCGCCCAAAAUAAUUUCGGUGUAAUAAUGAAACUUGCAGACCCCAAGUCCAUUUCUAUUUAGCUUUGUAUCUAUACAAUUAAAUAUAAAUGAAUGAAGGGAUUUAGAUUCAA